CCCGGUCAGGAUGUCCCAGAAGCUUUGCUCAGCUCUCUACAUCCUCCUCUGGACCCCCCGCGGCUCAGCGCGGAGGAGACCGGGACAGAGCCCACCUCGGAGGGUCCGACGGGCCAAUCGGAGCCUGCGGCCCAGGGUCGGGUGGUCGUAUGUGACCAACCGGUGAGCCUGGAGCUGGAGCCCGAGCAGGCAGAGGAGGAUGCGGAGAGGCCACCUCAGGAGAAAGAGAAAGGUUGGGGAGGUUGGAGUUCAUGGGGAAAAUCUCUCCUGAGCAGCGCCUCUUCCUCCGUGGGUCAGAGCCUGACGUCGGUUAAGACCAAGGCGGGAGAAGCUCUGCGACUCCACAAGACCUCGGUGGGAGAGGAGGCGCAGGAACACGGGGAAGGAGAAGAAGAGGAGGAGGAGGAGGAGGGUGCCGAGGAAGAAAAGAAAGUGCGAGGAGGGGAAAGUGGAGCGGCCGAGGUGUCUGGUUCCGGGGAGACGAGCGUUAGUGCUGCAGCUUCGGGCAGGGGCGUCUUCUCGACCAUCACACACGCCGUGCAGAACACAGGUAGGUCGGUGAUCAGCGGCGGUUUAGACGCCUUGGAGUUCAUCGGAAAGAAGACCAUGACUGUCCUCGCCGAGACCGACCCGGGUUUCAAAAAGACCAAGACCCUGAUGCAGAAGACGGCAUCGCUGAGUCAGAUGUUGAAGGAAGCCAAAGAGAAAGAGCGGGCCCGUCUGGGCGACCAGCCAAUCAGCGCCCCUGCAGCUCACUACGGCAUCCUGUUCGACGACUACCAGGGCCUGCCGCACCUGGAGGCCCUGGAGAUCCUGUCCAAUGAGAGUGAAGCUAAGGUCCAAGCCUUCCUCUCCUCCCUGGCGGAAGAGGAGCUGGAGGAGGUAAAGAAGGAGCUGAUUUUCAUCAAGGACAUCUUCAUGAAGCAAGAGGAAGAGGAGAAAGAAGAAGAAGAAGGAGGAGGAAGGGCGAAGGAUAACGGUGAUCUAAGUUCCCACUCUCACUGUUCUACCGCCCUGUCAGCAGCCGGCGGCGGCGGCGGCGAGGAGUUUGUGAACGUUCUCACCGAGCUGCUGUUUGAGCUUCACGUCGCCGCGACGCCGGACAAGCUCAACAAGGCGCGCGUGAGGGCCCAUGAUUGGGUGAGCGAGGUGGAGCGGCCCGUCGCUGCGGAGACGGCUGACGGGGCAACGCGGGACCAGCCGGCCGGAGAGGCCUCACCUGGAGGGAAGGAGGAGGAAGAGGAGGAGAUGAGGAUGGAGGAUGGGGAGGCUCGGCAGGGGGAGGAGCAGCAGAAAGAGGAGGAAAAGAAAAAUGAGGCAGGGAGCGACCCCAGAUCUGUAGAGGCCGUCUACCUCUCAUCAGUCAGCAGCCUGGCAGAAGUGACGGCUCGCAGCAUUGAGCAGCUCCACAAGGUGGCAGAGCUCAUCCUCCACGGGCAGGACAUGGAGAAACCAGCCAGAGACCAGGCUCACGUCCUCACCAGGUUGACGUGUGCCAUGUGUAAGGAGGUGGAGUCUUUGGCCAAGAAGUUCUCAGACACGCUGCUUCUUGUUGGGGGCCGGAGGAAAGCAGAGGAGCUGAAGCCGCUGGUCGACGGCGUGCUGUUAGAGGGCUCAAACAGUACCAACUACAUCGAGAACGCGCUGCAGCUGCUGCUGCCCGUCCUGCAGAUCUCCCACAUCCAGAGGCAGCACUGUCGCCCCACCACAGAGCCAGUGGAACACACGCAGCACUAACACACACACACACACGCACACACUCACACACACACACUUUCUGCUCACCCGCUUGUCUUGAUGUAUCUAUUGUUGUACAGAAAACUAUGGAGAAUAGAUUAUUCCAGAUGAGGAGCUGAAUUGACAUUCUUUGCCAUAGAAAUAGGCAGAUGAUAGACACGUAAUAUAAUCUCUUAAGAGUUAACAACUACACGCGUGUAGAAAUGACUGCUGUGUGUGACUCCUCCCCGUUGUAUCUGUGUGGAUAUUUCGCUUUGUGACUCAUUCUGUUGUGACUAAACAAAGAUGUGCGUCGUGUCUAAAAGCCGAACCAAAAGGAGCAGUGCGUUGAAGGCGCUCUACAUUCACGUAAACUAAGCUCUCUUUGCACUUCUUUCUUCAACAAUAGGGAAAUGUAUUUUUGGCUGAAGAGCUUCAAUGUGGUUUCAGACUAAAUACCAGCAUUGAUGAUUAUACACUACAAAUUUUGCUUCUCAUGUUGAACUAUGUAAAGACACAAUUUACUCAAUUUAAUUUUUGGUCAUUGCGCAAUAUUAAGUUCUCCUUUUCCCUUGAUUUAUUGUUUACAAUGGAAAUGUAUUAUUUGUUCAUUCAUCGUUAUGUGUUUUGUGCUGCUACACUUAACUAGCAUAGUUCAGAAUUGUAGGGAAACAUGUUGUUUGCUUUUCUUGCUGAGAGUUAUAUAACAAGACUGAACUCUGUGCAGGGAGGACGAUGUAUUUCUCACUAUGUCAAACAAUGUCUUUAAUAUCAAAAUGGCAUGUCCUGCAUGUUGGGUCCUAACACUUUGAAGAAGGCAUGAGCCAGAACAUUUAUUUUCUUGUCCUCCUGAAUAAAGACUUUAAGUACUGUU
This is a messenger RNA of Gasterosteus aculeatus aculeatus (three-spined stickleback), 2590 nucleotides long. RefSeq names its product family with sequence similarity 114 member A1 (gene fam114a1). The record is from RefSeq and is a predicted model, not a curated record. Lineage: Eukaryota; Metazoa; Chordata; Actinopteri; Perciformes; Gasterosteidae.